[Torrubiella] hemipterigena is the source of this 2879-nucleotide messenger RNA. Lineage: Eukaryota; Fungi; Ascomycota; Sordariomycetes; Hypocreales; Clavicipitaceae. The record is from the annotation of a GenBank genome assembly.
GACCACAUAUCGAGCUCUCAGGCACCCUGGGAUUACGGCAUGCUUCGUUUGCCUACGCCGCCCACCUUCGACGCAUCAUCAACCCCAGUCAACAAUCAACGCUACGCUUUGUACGGCGAUACAGAAUUCUGUCUGUUUAUUUGCACGCAUAUAGUCUGAGGAUUCAAGAGUCACACGUAGCGCGUUAAUUCCGCGCCUUUCGUCAUGCCUUCCGCAACGGGCCAGAACUGGGAAAAGUACCAGAAGAACUUCGCCGACGAUGAGGUAGAGGAGAAGAAAAUUACACCUCUCACCGAUGAGGAUAUCCAGGUGCUCAAGACCUACGGCGCUGCUCCGUACGGCACGUCUUUAAAGAAGCUCGAGAAGCAGAUCAAGGAAAAGCAACAGAGCGUUGACGAGAAAAUCGGCGUCAAGGAAUCCGAUACCGGUUUAGCACCACCACAUCUAUGGGAUGUCGCCGCCGAUCGCCAACGAAUGCAGGAAGAACAGCCCUUCCAGGUUGCGCGAUGCACGAAGAUCAUUGCUGACGAAAAGGGAGACGAAGCGAAGAGCAAAUAUGUUAUCAACGUCAAGCAAAUCGCCAAAUUUGUCGUUCAGCUUGGUGAGCGAGUUAGUCCUACGGAUAUCGAAGAAGGCAUGCGCGUUGGUGUGGAUAGAACCAAGUACCAGAUUAUGCUUCCUCUACCCCCGAAGAUCGAUGCCAGCGUCACAAUGAUGACAGUCGAAGAGAAGCCCGAUGUUACAUACGGCGACGUGGGUGGCUGCAAGGAACAGGUCGAGAAGCUCAGAGAGGUCGUCGAGAUGCCACUAUUAUCACCGGAACGCUUCGUCAAUCUUGGCAUCGACCCUCCCAAAGGUGCUCUUCUCUAUGGACCCCCCGGUACUGGCAAAACCCUCUGCGCCAGAGCUGUUGCCAACAGAACAGAUGCCACCUUUAUCCGCGUCAUUGGUAGUGAGCUUGUUCAGAAGUACGUCGGCGAGGGUGCUAGAAUGGUCCGCGAGCUAUUUGAGAUGGCUCGUACCAAGAAGGCCUGUAUCAUUUUCUUUGAUGAAAUCGAUGCAGUGGGUGGAGCCCGUUUUGACGACGGCGCUGGUGGGGACAACGAAGUACAAAGAACCAUGCUGGAACUGAUCACACAGCUUGACGGUUUUGACGCCAGAGGUAACAUUAAGGUCAUGUUUGCCACCAACAGACCAUCGACCCUCGAUCCCGCGCUGAUGCGUCCUGGUCGUAUCGAUCGUAAGAUCGAGUUCUCAUUGCCUGACCUCGAGGGCCGCGCCAACAUUCUACGCAUCCACGCCAAGAGCAUGUCCGUUGAGCGUGACAUCAGAUGGGAGCUAAUAUCGCGUUUAUGCCCCAAUGCUACGGGCGCAGAAUUACGCAGUGUGUGUACGGAGGCUGGCAUGUUUGCCAUUCGAGCCCGAAGAAAGGUGGCCACAGAGAAGGACUUUUUGAGCGCCGUCGACAAGGUUAUCAAGGGUAACCACAAGUUUAACUCUACGGCGACCUACAUGCAAUACAACUAAAGCGUCUUCACUUUUGUAUUUUACGUUUAAUGUACGAUCAAACAUGGGGUUUUGGACGACGGCUUGCGAUAGAUUUACGGUAGAUGUAGACGCAAUGGUAAAUCCACCCUAACUCAGGCAUCACGGCAGCUUUUUAUGUGAUAAUUAGUGAUGCUGUAUAUUGCUAUUAUUUCCAAUACUCUAACACAUAUCCGGUAUAUUUAAAAGAGGACGUGCACCUCAACGAUACAAAUGAUGAAGUUCCAAUGAAAUGCUGGCAGAUGAUCCUAAACGCUAAACAAAAACAAAGAAAGAAAAUGGCAAGAAUCAGGUACUAGAAGGAAUUUUCCCUUUACAAUACACAUCUUCCAAUACAUAAAUAUUACAAAGAGCAAAUCGUUACGUCGUAAAGUGUUCGCGCUGUCCUCAGCUAGGAACGCUCCGUGUUCGAUAAGCAACCCAAGCAGAUCACUUCUCCUUCCGCACCGCGCUCUACACAGCAGCGGCUACAAACAAAGGUUUGAUGGUCACCAGCAUUCCAACUUGUCAUGUCAGUGCUUGGAAAUGUCAGCAGCUCAUCAUCCCCUUUAUCACUGACGUGUCUAUCGAAGUUGCUGUCGCCAUCUGUAUCUUCCAUAUGGAAGAAGCGAGACAACGCCUUUUGUUCUGAUAUGAUAGAUAUGUCUUCAUCGGAUGUGUUGCGGCCGUAGCAUUGACGAAUGCAAACAAAGCAUGUACGUUGAUUGCACCCCUGGCAUUCUGCAAAGGAGUCCAGGUCUGACUUCUUUGUUGGGCGUCGGUAGCAAAUAUGGCAAGGAGACAGGUUCAUCGACAUUGUGAGGUGGUUUGAUUUCGUGUAUACGUCGGCAACAUUAUGUGGUGUUCGAUGUUGAGACGAUCGACGUCGGUGGCUGGGCGAGAAGUCUGCAUGCAGCAGGGUGCCGUCGUCAACGCCAAACUUGGUACGUUUCGAGAGCGGGAGAAUCUUGCGGCUACCACCAGAGCUAUUAAGAUACCCUGCCGACUGUAAAACAGCAAAUAUAGGGCCUUGGUAGUCGCCGUCGUGUCGCCGGCGCUUGCGUUGCGACUGGGCGUCCUGGCCCAUGAAUGGCAUGUCGUCACGCGUCCAGGUAUCCGAGAGAACAGAGAUCGUGGUGUGAGAUAGGUAGGCGGUAUUUCUAUACUCUAUCGAUUUUCCGUGUCUCCAUAGCAAGGCUCCCAGGAUACGGCAGCUAAGAAAUCAAAAGAGUGCAGGAGCUCUAGAAGAAAGAGAGGGAGGGACAACAAAUACGGGAGACACAGAGGUUGCAGCCGCCGCUAAAAAAGAUGUCGGCACAGUGGGCCCUCGCUGUGGGGACGCUGAACAGUUUCAG